Molecule: messenger RNA, 2000 nt
Organism: Helianthus annuus (common sunflower)
Lineage: Eukaryota; Viridiplantae; Streptophyta; Magnoliopsida; Asterales; Asteraceae
Product: probable transcription factor KAN2
Exons: 6
Coding region: 441-1598 (385 amino acids)
Biological process (GO): abaxial cell fate specification; regulation of DNA-templated transcription
Cellular component (GO): nucleus
Molecular function (GO): transcription cis-regulatory region binding
Source: RefSeq, a predicted model, not a curated record
CUCUCUCUCUCACACACUCACACACACAAAGUCCCUCUCUCUCUAGUCUCUUCAAGUGUCAUUUUCUCACAUAUACUUCACACAAAAGAUACAACCAUUCACUUAAUACCUUGUCAUCUCUCUCUCUCUCUAGAACUCCACAACUACUCCCAAUUCACCAUUGAUUAGACAAAUCUCAUCUCAAGAAAUCUUUAGAGGGGAAACAGAAAACCUUCUAUCAUCAUUACCAUCAUCAUAGAUCACACAAUAGAAACAAGAGCCUCUAGACCCAAACCCAUCACUAUUACUCUCUCACAACACCACCAUAGCCAAGGUUAACAACAACCUCACCUUCAAGAUUGUUGAAAGAACUAGCUCCAAGUCUUUCUAUCAACUCACUAGCUUAGUUCUUGACCAUUUGGUGGUCACAAGUAGCAAAGAUUGAGAUUUUGGUAAGUGAAAUGGAGCUCUUUCCAGCACAACCAGACUUGUCUCUACAAAUCAGUCCACCCAACACCAAACCCACUUCAAAAACAUGGAGAACAUCAACACCACAAACUGAUCAAGAUCAUCACAAUGAUUUAGAUUUGGGUAAUUUGUGGAAACGAGCCUUAAACUCGCAACAUAUGCACCAACAUCAACAACAACAACAACACCAGCAGCAACAACAACAACAACAACAACAUGGCUCAACAAGAAGACUGGAACCCUCUUUUGGGUUAGCCUUAUCGAACCCUGGUUCGACUCACUCGACUCACUCCGACCUAACCCAUUUCCAUAACCUCCUCACCCAAAACACCAACACGGCUACAUCUAACAUCUAUCCGUACCAACAACACCAAAACCAUCAUCAUGGGUUUAGCUCAGAUUUAGGUUUCUUGAGGCCCAUAAGAGGGGUUCCAGUUUAUUACCAGAAUGCCCCUCCUCCUAAUUUCCCUAUACUAGCUAAUCCUCAUCAAAAGAACCAACCUUUGUUAGAUUCUUGCACUAAUUCUACCACCACAAGUUCUAUAAUACAUGGCAAUAAUAUUAACAAUAUUGUGCGAUCAAGAUUCUUGUCCUCAAGGUUUCCAUCUAAGCGCAGCAUGAGGGCGCCUAGGAUGCGGUGGACUACUACUCUUCAUGCUCGGUUUGUUCAUGCUGUUGAGCUUUUGGGUGGUCAUGAAAGAGCAACACCCAAGUCAGUUCUUGAGCUAAUGGACGUGAAAGAUCUAACUUUGUCGCAUGUUAAAUCUCACUUGCAGAUGUACCGAACCGUAAAGACAACUGAUCGUGCACCAGCUUCUUCAGGGCAAUCUGAUCUUUACGAAAACGCUUCAUCCGGGGAUAAUUCUGAUGAUAUCCUACUUGACAUUGGUAACCCAAGAACCAAAGAAUUAUCAGCUGAAAAUGGAGGAAGGUCUAGUGUUCACCAGGAGAAAGAUUAUCAGUAUGGUCUAUGGAGCAAUUCUUCAAGGGAAGCUUGGCUGCAAGGAGAACAUAGAGAUUCUGAAGGAAACAAACCUUCUCUUGAGAAGGAAAUGAAUUCAAAAGGUCUGAAUUAUGAAAGACUGUCAGAAGUUAGCUCAUCAACCGCCAAGAAGCCCAAUCUGGAGUUCACAUUGGGAAGGCCACAGUGACAUGUGACAAUGAUGAUCACCAUCAUCACCAUCAUCAUGAUCAUAUAUAUAUGAGUGUGUGUAUGUAUAUAUAUGGACCGUACUACUACUACUCAUUUUGAUAUAAUUGUGUUUUUGAAUGGGAGCUAGUGAAAGAGAAUCAGGUACCACUGCAAAAAUCAGGAGAGAAAGGAAAGUAACGAAAAGAAAAAGAGAGCUAAAGUAAGACAAGGAGACAACAACGACAGAAAGCAACGUAAGGGUGGAGGGUUUGAAAAACAUGUCCUUCCUAUCAAAAUUGUGAGACAUCCAUAUCACCUUUUUAUGAUAAUAAUUAAUAUAUUAUUACAUUUUCAUCAUACAAUGUUCCUGGCCGGUAUGAAGAGUUAUGAUCAAUGAAAUCUAGUUAAUUUUUGUAUCAUC